Messenger RNA from Klebsormidium nitens, 3514 nucleotides. The record is from the annotation of a GenBank genome assembly. NCBI's taxonomy places the organism in Eukaryota, Viridiplantae, Streptophyta, Klebsormidiophyceae, Klebsormidiales, Klebsormidiaceae.
AUGGAAGCUCCUCUUCCCGAGGCCAAACCUGAGCCUGAGAGCGCCCCACUUCAGGCGCCGAUCCCGUCCAUCAUCCCCUCAGAGGAGCCCCAAUUCUUUAUUCCCGAAGACUCCAAACCCUCAUCCACCCCCCCGGAAGAAGCGACCGAACCCCAGGAGCCAAUCACCCCUGAUGCUGAACCCCAGGACCACCCUCCCGAGCGCAAAACUUCGAUGAUUCCAAAACACCUGGCGGCGCUGCGCGACCCCCCCAGAAGCUCCAAACCCCUCACACCGCUCCAGGAGCUCUUGGCCGUGGUCAACAGCACGGUAGAAAACGACUCGCAAGGGGGGGCAACCUCUGAGCCAGAGUCCCAGCCCCCCGUUCAAGAGUCCAUCCCCUUGAAGAAGCCUCUGAAGCCACUUGCGCGCCUGAAGCAGGGCGUGGAACAGUGCCAGAAGCUCGCUCCAGGGGGGAAGCAGAAACUUCUAGGGGGGUUGCAGAAGAAGACCAAGGGGCAAGCUUUUGCCCCCAAUCUGAAGAAGACAAAGAAGGGUAUGUUUAAGGGAGGGCUCAAAAGGACCAAGGCAGUGCUACCUGAGGGGGUUGACGUGGCCCCUGGUGGGGGGGUGCAGAUUGCCUUGGGGGAUGCGCCCAAGACCCCCCUGAAAAAAGAGACGGCGGCAGAGAUGAAGAAGCGGGUUUCACAGGUGGCGGCGCUGCUUGGGCGGGAGGAGACCCCUGAGGAGAAGCGGAGCCACAAGAAGAAGAUUCCGCUGAUCAACAUCGGGGAGCGCAUCCUGAUUUAUUGGCCCAUGGACGGGGUCUUCUACUCAGGCAAGGUGGUCGAGCACGUGGUUGCAAAGCACCGCUACACGGUCCUGUAUGACGACAACGAGAUGGAAGUCCUGGACCUGUCCAAGGAGAUCUGGCGCCCCGGAACGCUCGACCCCAAAAAGGAGCGCAUGCCCGGCGAAGGGAUUCCCCCGCCCGAGCUGGGCCUGCCGUCCGAGGGCGACAUUCCUCACUACAUGCCCCCCCGGAAACGCCGCCGGUUCGAGAAAAUGAAGAAGUGGGGGGGGCAGACGAAGGGGCCGAAAGAUGCGAAGGCAGAGGGGGUGAUGAAGAAACGGCGGAAGAAGAUGAAGGUUCCAGAGUCCGGGGGAGAAGCGUUGGGGGCUUCGGACGAGGGGGCGGCGAGCGUUCAGGAGAUGGGGGCGAUUGAGGCGCUCCUUGGGGUGGCUGGGAACCGGUUUGGUGGGAACACGCCCACGUUUGGUGCGCCCAGUGGGAAUGGGCUCGGGAGGCGCGACUCGGAGGAGAGGGGGCCGAUUUUCAUCGGGCUGAAACGGAAGCGGAGCAAGAAGGGGGAGGGGAAACUGAUCCGGUUAGCAGCCACUUUGGACCGGACCGCAAACGGGGGGUACUUCCCGGGACAUUCCAACGGGUGGACGAGUCCGAAGGGGGGCUUCCGAACCGGGGGUUUCUUGGUCCCCUCGAGCGAGCCCGCCCGACCGCCCAGAGAUGUGGGCGCGAAUUUGUCGGAUGUGUCCGACGUCAAACGCCCCCAGGAGCUCAACACGCAUCACGAUAAAUUGAGCGAACAGGGGCAGAACCAGGGGUUCAUGUCAAACGGCGCUCACCCGGACGCUAACCCUCUGACCGCAGACCCAGUCCUGUCCGGGGGAAAGCCAGGUGUGAACGGGGGACCCGUGCCCCUUCCCCCGGAGAUCCAGCAGAUUCUGAGCGACUUUGAGAAGAAGAAGAUGGAGAAAGAGGAGGGGAACAAGGGGAAGGCCGGCGGGCCGGGCAAACGGGGGGGCCACAAGCGCAAGCGGAAGUUUACGCCCAAGCCCAAGGGGAGCACGAGCCGCCACGUGGCGAAAGCGCAGCCGUUGGUGCGGAAGCGCAGCUUUGGGGAGACACAGUUUGUGGAGCUGGCGUGCGGGGGAGCCCUGCUGGUGAGCGCUGCAGAGACGGACGGGGCCGGGCCACGGGUGGCAAAAGCCGGGGGGGAGAUGGAAGUGGAGAAAGUGGGGGGGGAAACGAUGAAGGCCGAAGAGAAGAUGCCGGAGAAAGUGCGGACUGGCUCGCGGCUGAUGAGGUCAGCGGCGGUGGUCGCGCAGAGGCGGAUCGAGGCGACGGCGGGCGGGACGAUUGCGCCUGCGGAGGUGGAAGCCUACAGGAGGGGCGGCAUCGAGCUCCCCCGGAAGCGCAACAAGCGCGAGUCGGCCCCCCAUCCUAGUUACAACACUCCCCCUGGCAGCGUCCCCGCUAGCGUGCCCGACCCCACUCUCCAAACCCCCAAAACUGAGCCCCCCGUCGCCGCAGACCCCCCAAACCCCCCUGCGUCGAGGCGCCUCUGGUGGAAAGACGUGUAUGGAGGGCAGAACCGUAAACCCGCUAACCCGCCGGAGGAUGCCCUUAGCGAGCAGAUUCCUAAACUCUCUAACACCGCGGAAGAUGCUCCAGGGGGGCAAACCCCUGCGGCUUUUAGCCCAGUGGAAGAUGAAACGAAGCCGAAGGAGGGGGUCGGGGAGACGAAGGAGGGGCCAGGGUUUGUCAGGCGGCCCGGUUUGGAGGUCCGCUUGGGGAGCGGGGAGAAGGAUCCGUGCCUCGAGAACGGGCAUGACGUCAGCGGUGUGAACGGGCACGCCGGCACGCCCACCAGUGUGAACGCCCCUCCUGGCAACGACUCGGAGCACUCCCCCAGGGACGAGGUCGUCAACACCGAAUACGGGGCCAGCCCAGGAGAGGGUGUGAAGGCGACGAACGGUGUGGAUGGGCCCGGUGCGCCUGCCGAGGACGGUGUGAACAGGACCAGCGUGACUGGAGUUUCAGAGAUGGACGGUGUGAAUGGGGCCUCGGACACCGCUGGUGUGAACGGGCGUGGUGUGAACGGGAUCCCGACAGGGAAGGAGGCGCCCGGUGGUGUGAAUAUGCACGGCCCCGAGACUUCCAGGGUUGAGAGCGACUCGACGGCAGCGCUGCCGCUGCACACGGAGAACGGGAGCAGCGGCCAGAUGGGGGGGGCGUGGCAGAAGGUGGCGGCAAAGACGCUGGCUGACGUGGGCGGGGUACAGAAGUGGCUCGAGCACGUGGGGCUAGGCCGGCUGGUCGGCCUCUUUACCGAACACGAGGUUGUCGACGACGCACUCCCCCACCUGACGUCAGACGACCUCAAAGAAAUGGGCGUCAAGGCGGUGGGCACUCGGCGGCUCAUCCUCAAUAACAUCGAGUUGCUCAAGCAGGGCGUAUUAGGCGAGGCGCAGGAGAGUGUCAGCCAGUAGAACGAUAAGUCGACUGGGAGUACGAGGCAAAGCCGCUAGGAAUGAUUUAACCACAGGUUUUUGUUACGGGCCUUGCUUGAGAAAGUCAAGCGGGGCGCGGAUUCGUCGGAUGUAUUGGCAGUACGUGAGCAAAUGCUGCAUCAUUGCAGGAGCUAUGUAGGCUAAGUAGUGCUUAUUACAGGACGGUUGUUCUACAAGCGGACAUUCCAGACGGUGUGGAACCGUGCGGUAGGUUGGGCGAAGG